AUGGCUUCGACUGCGCCAACCAGGAACCCCUUCGACCUCCCGGAACUCAUAAUUCACCUCAGCCAAUUCGUCACUGACGAGGAUGCUAUCUCCUGUGCGCUCGUCUCCAAAAUCUGGACCGACCACUUCGUCUCUGUAAUCUGGUACAAGGUCGACUUCAAUACCCAACCCCGGUUUGCGGACCUCUCGCCAGCCAUCAUUCUCAAACACGGACACCAUAUCCGAGUCAUCAAGAACGCCAAAACACUACCUCACGCCAAUGCUCUUGCCCACCCCAGCAUCAACCAGCUGACGAAACUCCACAUCGAGACCGCCACCUCUCCUCUGCAAAAUAUCCGAGCACACGAGGUUAUAUUUAGGAACAACCACUCGCUCGAAAGACUGGAUAUCGUUGCAACCUCGACCCCCGCCAACAAGCAGGAUUCCUUGGCCCACUGUAUCUCUGCGCCAGCUCUAUCUCCCCCAUCUCUCCACGGCACCUCCAAACUCACGAAUUUGAAGCUUGAUAAUCUCGUGUUGACCCAUGACACACUGGUGGCCGUUCUUCAAAUCUGCCCCAGUUUGUCUAAACUGCAGUUGUUCAGCACAGAUAUCAUUGGCCGCCCAACAACAACAGCAGCUUUGCCAUAUCAGCACAAGGGCAUAAGGGCCUUUGGUUCACCUCUCAACCGUAUCUUCCCAGUCAAUUCGAUUGGUUUCUCUCUCCUCUCGCAUUUCCCCAACCUGACAACUCUAUAUGCCUGGAACUACGACAGGAACUUUACGGUUCCGGUGACCAGGAUCAAGAAGGAGCUUGCGCAGCACUGCCCUGGCGUUACCGGAUUCCACUUGGCAGAUUCGACAGGUACCCUGGUUACCGAUUUCCUGACGACGAUCACCAACAGAAAUGUCGACGAGUUUGUCUUCCGUUCCCGACACACGUCCCUCGAGCUCAUCAAAACCGUCCUUCUACAUCAAACAACCAUGCGCACCAUCAUGCCCUACUGUCCCGAAGAGUGUCUCGACCAAGACAAGAACGAAGUGGCGCCAGUCGCCAACCAUCUCCAAGAGUCAAGUUCGCUGUUGCAAUUGAUCCCCCGAGGCUGUCCAGAGCUCGACACGUUGGACCUUUACUUUCACGAGAUGGACAUGGAUGAUGUGGAGGCGGAGGAGUGGAUCUGUAAGAAUUUGACGACACUGAGGAUGAGGAUCAAGGGAUUGGACACGGCGGAAAUGAUUCUGAAGGUGAUUGCGUUGUGGCGCAAAGGGUGCUGGAGGCGUUGGCAGAAGAAGGCGGGGACACCAGUGGCGACAGAUGAUAAGGAGGAUGAGACUGAUAUGUCGAUUGAGGCUCGGGUUGCGCGUCAUCUUCUCAAGUUCGACAAGUUGUGGACAGUCUGGCUCGGAUACCAGACAUGGACGCCUAUCUAG
This is a messenger RNA of Linnemannia hyalina, 1410 nucleotides long. The record is from the annotation of a GenBank genome assembly. Lineage: Eukaryota; Fungi; Mortierellomycota; Mortierellomycetes; Mortierellales; Mortierellaceae.